AAAAAAAUCAAAGUUUUAUAUAUUUUACCCUUUUAACCUAUGUUCAGAUGCAUACAAAAAAGUCAGUGUAAAUAAAUGUCAUGCUAAUGUCAGAUCUUUAUAUUAUAAAGGACAAGCAGAUGCUAAACGAGUGGGAUGCUGGUAGAAUCAUGCUGAUUCACAUUAGCUCGUAGUAAAUCUUCCUCCAUUUCCUAUAAAUCUUCACAUCUGACCUUGUUAGUCUACUUGUAGAUUGUUUGGAGAAUAGUGUGACACUGACACUGGAGAAAGAAACAAGGUAGGACUGUAGACAGCCUUCUUAUGUAACCAUAGGUGGAGAUAAGGAGUGAAGCUUUUAUCUAAUACCCUUUAAUAAAUCAAAUUCAGAGUAUCUUAAUGUUUGAUUAUGUUUCUGUGGCCUUUGUAUGGUAAACUAUUUUAACAUAACUGAUUCUUUUUAUCACAGAAAUUUAAAUAUCUACUUUUUCCUCUUUGGAGGUUGAAUUGUGUAACACGAGUUGGCAUUGCCAGCGAGCAGAAGAUCUUAAUCAGCACAAAAGGUUGAUUUUGAGACUGAGUCCACGAAAGAGGAAGACGAGUCACAGCACAACCCCCGCUUUAGAGUAUCACGUUGGGUGGGUGAUGGAUUCCAGGGACCAUGGGCCAAGACCACCCUCUGUCAGCAGUUCAAAUGUUUCACCUUCAGAAGCUGCCCCACUCACAGGAAGCUGCAGCUGCAUGCCUCAAUCAUUCCCAAAGUUUGAGCAUCCUUCUCAUGAACUCCUGAAGGAAAAUGGCUUUACCCAACAAGUGUACCAGAAGUAUCGUCGAAGGUGCUUAAGUGAGAGAAAACGCUUGGGAAUUGGACAGUCACAGGAAAUGAACACCCUCUUUCGUUUCUGGUCCUUCUUCCUCAGAGAGCACUUCAAUAGGAAAAUGUAUGAGGAAUUUAGACAACUUGCUUGGGAAGAUGCAAAAGAGAAUUACAGGUAUGGGUUAGAAUGUCUGUUCAGGUUUUAUAGUUAUGGACUGGAAAAAAAAUUCAGACAAGAAAUUUUUAAGGAUUUUCAAGAAGAAACCAAAAAAGACUACGAAUCUGGUCAGCUGUAUGGACUGGAAAAAUUUUGGGCCUAUCUGAAAUAUUCUCAAUCUAAGACCCAGUCUGUUGACCCAAAACUUCAGGAAUACCUCUGCAGUUUUAAGAAGUUAGAAGACUUCCGUGUUGAUCCCCCUACCAGUGAGGAAUUUGGAAGAAAAAGACAUCCAUCUACUUCUGGGGAGGAGAGUAGUCACCACACACUUCCGUCCCACUGUUCAACACCACCAAGUGCUGCUGAGCCUGCAUCUGCCAGGGAGCUGCAGUCCCAACAAGGAUGCGCAGGAGAAAGGCACAGGAGCCCAGUGACAAUUCACAGUGACAGUACGGCCUUGACCUCUAGGGGUGAAGUACCAGGGAAGCGAUGUUGACACAAAAGUCGUGUGUUCUUGAAGUCAGCAUUGGCUUCAAUGUGUAUGUGGGUAGAUCUUCUGAUGUUUAAUUGUGAUAAUCAGAAAAACAAAAAGGAAGAAA
Rattus norvegicus (Norway rat) is the source of this 1549-nucleotide messenger RNA. Lineage: Eukaryota; Metazoa; Chordata; Mammalia; Rodentia; Muridae. The record is from RefSeq and is a predicted model, not a curated record.